ACGGGCCCUCAAAGUUUGUUUAUUCGCGGAACGCAGUGUGUGAUGAAAACGUGUUAGUAAGUAACCCCUCUUUCUGCUAAUAAUAAUCAAAUCAAAGUGAUUGGGACGUCGGAUCUCACUCUGGACUUUUGGGAACGCGUAACGGUGCCAUUUACGCACGGAACAUGCUGGCGAGACGUUGCGUUUUACCGCACCGGGAGCUUCGCUUCAAACUCUUCAGAAAGUAGGUGUCGGUGUGCACACAACAAGAGCUGAAUUACAGCGAUCUUUACGCAAGAGUGGAGAACGGACUACCGAGUUGUAGUGAAAUUAAAGUUGGUUGGAGAUCGUGAAGGUUUGAGUUGCGAGCGUCCCGUCAAUCCACAUCAACAGGGGAAAAGGAAAAAAGAAAGAAAAUAAACUGUGAUGACUGCAAAAGACUGAAAGAUACUGUCGCGGGCAUGGACUCGAGACGCUGACAUUCCCCUGUAGUAGUCAAGAUAAGCCUUGACUUGGCUAACAGAAGGGGUUAAACCGUAUAUAAAGGGAGUUUGGAAAACCCAGCCUUUCUUCCUCAUACGGAUCAACUCAUUGGGUGGGAGCUGAGAGAGAGACAAGAGUCCCCAGCAAAUCAGGAGCUAAUUGAUUAAAGAGACUUCAUUUGAAUAGGAGGGGGGCUGGCAAGGUGCCAAUCGCCUUUCAAAGAAGCCCCCGUAUGAUUAAUCGCAGAGCAUUAUUGAUAAUCAUAACGGGGCACAUGCGCGGUGGAUGUUCUCGAUUUACGUAAUUUUUUAGAAGGUUUUGUAGUCAUUUUUUUAUUCUUUGCCUGCUGAUGUGCCAGCCAGCAUGUCGCGGAGGAAGCAAGCGAAGCCUCAACACUUCCAAUCCGACCCUCAUCUGCCUUUAUCGGAGCACAAUGCUUUAACCAUGUCACCGGGGCAGAGCUUCUGAGAUUUGAAUCUUGUCCUGGACCACGGCAGCUUUAGUGGAACCCCAUCUAGUGUUCAGUGGGAUGAGUCCUGAGGGCUGGAGAAGAUGUGAGCAGAAACCCUCCUGAAGUUACAAGUGUCAAGACGCUCACAGAGGCCCCCUGCGAAAAAAUAAUGGGACACAGAACUUUGCUCCGAGGACCCCCCCUGCAAGGAGUCAGACGCCCAUGUCUGUAGCAGAUGUUGUGCUGAGUUCUUUGAACUAUCAGAUCUUGAGGAACACCAGAAGAAUUGCACUAAGAAUCAGUUAGUUCUGAUAGUGAAUGAAAAUCCUGCCUCCCCUGUCGGAACUUUCUCGCCUGGGUCUCCUCCUCAUAAUCCCGAUGACCAGAUGAAUGACACAGCUAAUAACACUGAUCAAACAGAGGGCAGUGACCUUUUGGAGCCUAACACUCUUGAAAAAGACGAAUCCAUGGACGUGGACGUUUCCGGAAUGAGCAGUGGUCACGAAGAGGACGGCAGUCAUACAGAGAGCGGAAGCCCCAUUAAUACAGUCAGCAGCCAUGCUGAUAGAGGCACCUCUGGCCCCGCAGUAGGUACUUCAGCUAUCUCUGCCUCACUACCUCAGCUCAGUAACCUAACUGAACUGGGGAACUUCUCCAUGAUCAACAGCAAUGUCAUAAUUGAAAAUCUGCAGAGCACCAAAGUGGCUGUGGCCCAAUUCUCCCAAGAAGCCCGUUCGACUGGAGGACCAAGGGUGGCCGUGCCAGCACUAAUGGAGCAGCUCUUAGCCCUGCAACAGCAACAGAUCCACCAGCUUCAGCUUAUUGAACAGAUUCGCCAUCAGAUACUGCUACUAGCCUCCCAAUCACCAGAAAUACAGGUACCUCCAACUUCUGCUCCCGGCACAAUGGGGCCAGCUGCCAGCCCCCUGACCACACUCAGCUCACAUCUCUCUCAACAGCUGGCGGCAGCCGCAGGCCUAGCACAGAACCUGGCCAGCCAGUCGGCCAGUAUUAGCAGCAUAAAGCAGCUGGCUGCAGCAGCACAGCUACCUCAGUCCAACCCAAGCAGCAGUGAGACAUCUCAGAGCAUUACCACACUGGGGCCAUCAACAAUCAAUCCCCAAUCCUCUGACAAAAGGCCCACUCAUAUGAGUAGCCUUCAUUCUCAACUAAGCAGCUCCUCACUAGCAAAGUCAUCGACGCCAGCAUUUGGAAUAGGUAGCUUGUUAAGCUCGCCCGUGAAUCCCCUUCUACCUCAACCCCCACCUGGAAAUCCCAUGUUCUCCAGUUCUCUGUCCAGUGUUGGCACCACUGUAGAGGACCUCAACUCUUUAGCAGCUUUGGCCCAGCAGAGAAAAGACAAGCCGCCAAAUGUCAGUUCAUUUGAGCAUAAGAGCAGCUCUGAUGAUGCUUUCUUCAAACAUAAGUGCAGGUUUUGUGGCAAGGUGUUUGGGAGCGACAGUGCCUUGCAAAUUCACCUGCGCUCACAUACUGGUGAGAGACCCUACAAGUGUAAUAUCUGUGGCAACCGGUUCUCCACUCGUGGUAACCUGAAGGUGCAUUUUCAGCGUCAUAAAGAAAAAUACCCUCAUAUCCAGAUGAACCCUUACCCUGUUCCUGAGCAUUUAGACAACAUACCAACAAGCACUGGCAUUCCAUACGGCAUGUCUAUACCACCUGAGAAACCUGUGACCAGCUGGCUUGACAGUAAACCAGUUUUGCCUACUCUGACAUCAUCAGUCGGCAUGCUGCUACCACCAACCAUGCCAAGCCUGCCACAUUUCAUCAAAAAGGAAGAUCAUUCAAUAGCCAUAACUAGUCCUUCUGUUACUGCAAAGAGUGACUCAGGUGCCACUGAGCCUUCAGCUAAAAGUAAUGAUGGUGUAUCUGAAGAGGGUGAAGGUGCAACACUGCCUACCUCAAAUGGAAAAACCGACGAAGGCAGCAAGACUUUGGGUCUCAUGACAAAUGUGAGUUGUGCAUCAGAAAGCAUUGCAGAGUAUACGACUUCUACCAGCCCACCCAUGAUGACCAACCCACUCAUGCCCCUUAUGUCUGAUCAGUUCAAGGCUAAGUUCCCUUUUGUAGGCAUUCUGGAUCCUCUCCAGGGAUCGGAGACAUCCAAGUUACAACAACUUGUGGAGAACAUUGAUAGAAAGGUGAAAGACCCAAAUGAAUGUGUCAUUUGCCACCGGGUGCUGAGCUGCCAAAGUGCACUGAAAAUGCACUAUCGCACUCACACUGGGGAACGGCCCUUCAAGUGUAAAAUCUGUGGCAGGGCAUUUACCACCAAGGGAAAUCUUAAAACCCACUACAGUGUUCAUAGGGCCAUGCCUCCUCUUAGAGUUCAACACUCCUGUCCCAUUUGUCAGAAGAAGUUCACGAAUGCUGUCGUUCUACAGCAACAUAUCCGUAUGCAUAUGGGUGGGCAGAUCCCCAACACCCCUCUGCCAGAGAGUUAUCCAGAGUCCAUGGCUUCUGAUACUGGCUCAUUUGAAGAGAGAAACUUUGAUGAUCUUGACAACUUUUCUGAUGACAACACUGAAGGAAUGGAAGAGGGUCCAGACAGCAGUGUGCCAGAUACACCCAGAUCUGCUGAUGCUUCCCAUGACAGUCUAUGUAACUCCCCAGCUCCCCCUGAAAUGGCUACCCAGGAAGGGCAAGAGAGGAAUGGCCAAGAAUAUAAUAAUGAAAUGCAGGAACAUAAUGUGAUCCAGAUGAAGGCUAUUGUAAAUGGCUUAAUUGAAGGUGACUGUCUCACCAAUGACUCCUCAUCUCUGGGAGGUGAUGUUGAAAGCCAAAGCGCCGGGAGUCCAGCGGUGUCAGAAUCUACCUCCUCCAUGCAGGCGCCAUCACCCACUAGCAUGCAGCCACAACCACACAAAUCCCCGAGCCUCGAAGAAAGGCACCAAAGGGCCUUAUCUUCAGACCCCACCAGUAUAAGCCUCUUGCACUCACAUCCCUCCAACCUUGGAGCCCUGGACCUGACAUCUGUCAGUUCACCAAAAGACCCUUUGGGCAUGAUUUUCCCCUUCCGUGAGCGUAGCACCAUCAAGAAUACAUCCUGUGACAUCUGUGGGAAGACCUUUGCUUGUCAGAGUGCCUUGGACAUUCACUAUCGAAGCCAUACCAAAGAAAGACCAUUUAUUUGCACGGCAUGUAACAGGGGUUUCUCCACCAAGGGCAAUCUCAAGCAGCAUAUGCUAACACAUCAAAUGCGAGACUUGCCCUCACAGCUAUUUGAGCCAUCAAAUACCAGCCUGUCCUCCAGCCCAACUCCUUCUCUUCUAUCUGUCGGUUCUCUAAGCAAACCAGAAGUCAAUGGUUUCCUUCAUAACCUUCAUCCGGAAAACAAGGAGGUACCCCCUGGCUUGGUCACAUCAUCUGCCUCAACAUCCCCAGUGCUUUCCACUGCUCCACCACGCAGGACUCCCAAGCAACACUUCUGCAAUACCUGCGCAAAGUGUUUCUCCUCCGCCAGUGCUCUGCAGAUCCACGAGAGAACCCACACAGGGGAGAAACCCUUUGCCUGCAGCAUCUGCGGCCGAGCUUUUACCACCAAAGGAAACCUCAAGGUUCACAUGGGCACCCACAUGUGGAACAGCGCUCCUGCCAGACGUGGCCGCAGGCUCUCCGUAGAUGGCCCGAUGGCCUUCCUUGGCACCAACCCAGUCAAGUUUCCCGAGAUCUUCCAGAAGGACAUGGCAUCAAGGGCAAGCAACGGAGACCCGACCAGUUUCUGGAAUCAGUAUGCUGCGGCCUUCUCCAAUGGUCUCGCAAUGAAGACAAAUGAAAUCUCUGUCAUCCAGAACGGAGGCAUCCCACCCAUGUCAGGUGGUGUCGGAAAUGGGGGCAGCUCUCCCAUAGGUGGCCUGACAGGCAGCCUUGAUAAGCUACACAACACGGAGCCCAAUGCUGCUCUGGCUGGUCUGGAGAAAAUGGCCAACACAGAGAAUGGGGCCCACUUCCGGUUCACACGCUUCAUGGAGGACAAUAAAGAAAUUGCCACCAAUUAGUAUAUGUCCUCAACUGGGCACAGACACAUAAAGAUGCCUAAAGGCAUACUGUACACAUAUGUAGACACAGACAGAGGAAGAGAACAAGACAGGGAUAAAAUCAGCUGAACUGCUUUGCUCGCCAUUGAAUCUUUACGAACAUGAGUGUGAAGACAAGUUGCUUUUUUUGUACAAUGUACAUGUUAUAGUUUUAAGGAGCUUAUUUAUUAGUGAUUAUAACCUUGCUUGAAACCAAGUGGAAGCAUUAACAAUUAGGUUUUGUUUAUUUUAAAGCCACAAUGGGUGCUUUAAAAAUGUGCUUUUGAAACUUAGAAUAUCUGGUUAGAUAACCUUACCUUGGCAUUAAGUUAUUUUCUGUCUGUAGUAGCUAUAAUUGAACUGUCUAUGUUCAUGUGAUGCAUUAGCCCUGUAAUAAGCGAACAGACUUGCUGUAAAUAAUGUACACUGAUCUUCUGUAGAUGGUCUAACAUCUGUGUGUUCAUGAAUCCCCCCCACCCCGCCUCAUCAAGACAAAACAAUGAAAUUCAGGCAAGGGACUAAAUGAUGUUGUAGUUCCUUUCUUUCCGAUUAUUAUUUACCUUUAUCUUAUUUAAGGAAGACAAAACAUUGAAGUUUGCUACAUUUCAAGGGUUUAUUUAGUGUUAAUUUGUUUUCUCGUUACAGUCUCUGUGUAUUGUACUUUCUACUUUUUUGUUUACUUCCAUUUUUUUUCUUCUAUCUUCUGUUGCUCAUAUUUUAUUGUUGUUGAGAGCAAGACGGUUACAAAUAGAGGAACAUUCAGUCUGGCCUGUUUCCUGGAUUUUGGAACUGAGACAGCUAAUCAAAUUGGAAGGAUCACUUUUAGUAUCUGAGCUGGAUUUCCACAUUGCUGCUAUGUCCCAGCAUCCUCACUGACAUCAAGUGCAAAGUUAUGUGUUGAAGCUUCUGUAAAUAUGUUCAGAUGUGGAAAUACAAGCUCCCUUGCAAGAAAAUGUACAUAAAGCUCUCACAAGAAGUCCAUCACGGCCAGGGGACAAAAUGAUAGUGUUUUUAUAAGUAUAAAUAUAUAUCGGGUUUGACAACCUUCGGACUGUUACAUGCACUUUCUUGGAAAGUUGGAAGAUCUUUAUGGGUCCAGUUUCUCUACACUUUAAUACCUACUAACAACUAAGAUACUGUAAUUCUUUACUCUAAUAAUCAAAUACAUCAGUUUUCCAAAAGAAA
This is a messenger RNA of Haplochromis burtoni (Burton's mouthbrooder), 6132 nucleotides long. RefSeq names its product spalt-like transcription factor 1a (gene sall1a). Gene Ontology annotation, biological process: regulation of transcription by RNA polymerase II. Lineage: Eukaryota; Metazoa; Chordata; Actinopteri; Cichliformes; Cichlidae. The transcript is spliced from 4 exons. Gene Ontology annotation, molecular function: DNA-binding transcription factor activity, RNA polymerase II-specific; RNA polymerase II cis-regulatory region sequence-specific DNA binding. Bases 1300 to 4929 code for a protein of 1209 amino acids. Gene Ontology annotation, cellular component: nucleus. The record is from RefSeq and is a predicted model, not a curated record.